AACGCACCCCGCCUGUUUGCUCUCUAGUUACAGUAACGUUAUGGCGGCUGAGACUUGCGGAGGAGGACAACUUCUUCUCGAUUCCUUCCAGAAAACUGUAGGAAGGCGACGGCUUUAAAUCACACCUGUCUCGGCAAACCCGGUCUGGACUGAGACAGACGACGGCAGCGCAACUUGUGGCUUUUACGGAGUUGUUCCUGGAAGAGAAUCGGGCUGGUGUGAUGCGUGAGGACCCGCAGUCUAGAAACUCCCCUGAUUUUUCCGCGUCUGUUUCUGCCCUGACUGUCAGUUAGCCGGCUAGCUAGCUGCUCGGUAGCUCACCACCUUCAUGCUAACGUUUGUUUGCAGGGCUUCGUAGUGGCCAAAAGGCGGGCUAGCUUGCUGCUUUUAUUUGCUCCAGGAGACAGGGAUGGCAUUUCGCCUCCACCCGGUAAGCGAAGUGGUUGAGAGGGGUGGGGAGAAAACAUUUAAGACCCGGUUGAUAAGUUUGUCAGCACUCAUUAGCCUAGCCUAGCCUAGCCUAGCUGGUUGGUACAACGCCAGAAAACGUUGGCCGAGAGUUUAGCGCUUUGCCUGUUCACUAGCGAGCUAGCCAAUUAGCAUUUUAGUUGCACAAGAAGACCUGCUAAUCCCCCGUUCAUCCCGUCUGAGUGUUUUAAAGCCUCCUCACCAACUAAUUCAGACGAAGAGAGGAGACUGAACUGCUUUAGUUUGCCUAUUUUACCGUUAAUGUAUAAUAACUCAGGGGUGCUUAUUCUUGCUAGGUGUCAUUAGCGACCUAAUAGGUGUUCUGCGGAGAGAGUGGUAGCGUAAGGUAGCUAGCUAAGGUGCCCUGUAUCAGGGAAACAAUGUCACACAGAUUAUGGCUCUAAAUGACGGAUAGACUACAGAUGACACAUUACUUAACGCCAAAUGUGUGUAAACCAACAGACGUGUUGCACAUUGGGUUGUACGCCCGUUGUUAUUUUUGUGCAAGACAAGACUUAACGCAGCUAAAACAACGCGCACUAAUAUUGUUAACUGUUUCCGAAUUACAUUAGAUAGAUAGUUUACUGGAUUGAUAGCUCAUUCAAUUAGUAGUCACAAUUACUGGUGGGAGCUUGUGCUAUUUUGGGGGGGGCUAAACAUCACGUCUGUGGUGGCUGACUGGCUGCCCUCGUCUGCUCCAGUGCUGGAAUAGUUUGAUGGACGUGGGAGGCUGUUUUCCAAGCUGUCAGUGCUAUACUCAGUCAUGUAUGUCUUGACACAUAGCACCCUGGUCUGUACAUAGUGCCCGCUGUCAGAUAUAAGUACCGAUAUGUAGCUUUUGGUGGACAGUCAGUAAGGGGAAUGUCUUGUCUUUUUUAUACCUGUUGGUUUGUUUUUUUAUUUUCAUUUGUUUCAAACACAGGAGAGUCUUGUUGAAUCGAAGUGGGAGAGCGGUGCAGCCUGGGCUGUGCACAGUGGACAAUGUUUAUUAGUUAGUGCCUAGGAACUUAAGAGUACUACCAUUUCCGCCUACAUAUAGGCCAUAGAUAUAGUAGAUUAUUCAUUGGGUAUUGCAACAGAAGACUGCCACUCUGGAUCAAGAAAACCUUUCCCUCGUGUCUGGUUGGAGUAAUACUCUUAAGCCAAAAUCAAUGCCUUCAGCGCUGGCUGUGUUCGCCUGCCGACCCAACUCGCACCCUUUCCAGGAGCGGCAUGUGUACCUGGAUGAGCCAGUCAAGAUCGGCAGGUCGGUGGCUCGGUGUCGCCCGGCCCAGAACAACGCCACCUUUGAUUGCAAGGUGCUGUCCAGGAAUCAUGCCCUGGUUUGGUUCGACCACAACACCGGCAAGUUCUACCUGCAGGACACUAAAAGCAGCAAUGGGACGUUCAUCAACAGCCAGAGGUUGAGUCGCGGCUCGGAGGAGAGUCCGCCCUGCGAAGUUCUCUCCGGCGACAUCAUUCAGUUUGGCGUCGACGUCACUGAGAACACACGCAAAGUCACCCAUGGCUGCAUCGUGUCAACAAUCAAACUCUUCCUACCCGAUGGGAUGGAGGCACGCCGACGAAGCGAUGUCAUCCAGGCUCCGUUACCACUACCUGUAGACAAGGUUGCAGCCAACACUCCCAGUAUGUAUUCUCAGGAACUGUUCCAGCUCUCCCAGUAUCUACAGGAGGCCUUACACAGAGAGCAGAUGUUGGAGCAGAAGCUAGCCACUCUGCAGCGACUGUUAGCCAACACUCAGGAGGCCUCAGAGAGCAGCUGGCAGGCUCUGAUUGAUGAAGACCGUCUGCUCUCCAGACUGGAGGUGAUGGGCAGUCAGCUACAGGCCUACUCUAAGUCCCAGACGGAGGAAGGGAUCCGUAAGGAGCUUUUGGCUCUUCAGGAGGACAAACACAACUACGAGACGACGGCGAAGGAGUCUCUGAGGAGAGUCCUGCAGGAGAAGAUCGAAGUGGUCAGAAAGCUGUCAGAGGUGGAGCGCUCACUCAGUAACACGGAGGAUGAGUGCACCCACCUGAAGGAGAUGUCAGAGAGGGGCCAGGAGGAACUGAGGGAGCUCGCCAACAAGUACAACGCCGCAGUCAACGAGAUCAAAGAGCUCACUGACAAAAUUAAGGUGGCGGAGGGGCGGCAGGAGGAGUUGACCCAGCGUGGAGCGACAGAGAAGAGAGAGUUGGAGCUGCGGAUUGAGGAGAUGGAGGAGAAGGAGCAGGUUCUCCAGGCUCGCAUCGAAGCUUUGCAGGCCGACAACGACUUCACUAACGAGAGGCUCGCCGCCCUGCAGGUUCGGUUAGAACAGCUACAAGAGAAAAGCAUUAAAGAAAACAACAGCCUGGAUGUCGACAUUGUCUCCCACGGACCAGUAGAGGAUUCUGUCGAGGACAAACAGAGCCCGCAGACCCCUGAGAGCCAGGAGGAAGACGAGGAUGAGGAGGAUACAGACACCGAUGACGGUGCAUUUGGUGAAGAUGUUGAUGACAACUGUCAUGUUAACAGCGGAGGAGACUCAACUAGAAUCCAACAGUUGAUUGAGUGUCCGCCGGUCAAACAGCUGAAGGAGACUGUAAGUUCUUCAAUCCACAAACUGGCCAACUUUGAUGAAGUUAUGGACGCUCACCUACAGAACAACCAGACGGCAGAAGACGACAUCCUGGCCAGCCCUGAUCGACUCAAAGGGAAUCCGAUGGAUGCCAAAGAGUCCGACAUGUCAGACACUCUGAGUCCCAGCAAAGACCGCAGCAGUGACGACACAUCAGACGGCAACAUGGACGACCAGGAGCUGAAUGAACCACAGAACAGAGUAGCUCUGCUCAAAGCGGAGUUGCAUCGGGCCGGUCUAGAACCAGAAGACACGGAGCAGGUUAUCCACCACCUCCACAGAGAGCUUCUUGACGCCCAGGACUUAGCCAACACUGGCAAGCAGAGAUGUCUGGAGCUACAAGCUCUGCUGGAGGAGGAGAGGAGGAGUAACUCUCGGCAGACUGAAGAGUCAACCAAACAGAUCCAGUACCUGCAGACUCAGCUUGGAAAGCUGCAGGCCGAUAUGGAGGCACUGAGGGAGCAGAGGGAGAGCACCAUCUGCACCACCAGAGAGGAGCUCUACUGCGCCCAGGAGGAGAUUGUCGUCCUCCGGCACGCCAUGGAGGCAGCCACGGCGGAGCGGGAGCGUGAGAUCGCCUCCCUGCAGGCCGAACUGGGCAACGUGCGAUCUGACCUGGAGCACUGGAGGGACAUGGCGGCCAAGUACGAGGGGGAGAUCAGUCGGCUACAGGAGGCCUUCACACAGCAGCAACACCAGCAGAGCUCCGCCAGCCAGCUGCAAGCGGAGUGUGUUACGUUGCAGCAGCGGUGUGUUUGUUUGCAGCAGGACUGUGAUGAACUGAGGGGUGAACGUAAAGCUCUUAUGGACAAACUGCACCGCCUGGAGACUGAGCUGAGCAGGUAGACACCAGCAC
This is a messenger RNA of Etheostoma cragini (Arkansas darter), 3924 nucleotides long. It is a transcript of the gene slmapa, whose product is annotated as sarcolemma associated protein a. Bases 1620 to 3914 code for a protein of 764 amino acids. Lineage: Eukaryota; Metazoa; Chordata; Actinopteri; Perciformes; Percidae. Gene Ontology annotation, biological process: regulation of voltage-gated sodium channel activity; regulation of membrane depolarization during cardiac muscle cell action potential; protein localization to plasma membrane. The record is from RefSeq and is a predicted model, not a curated record. The transcript has 22 exons. Gene Ontology annotation, molecular function: protein binding.